This is a messenger RNA of Anopheles maculipalpis, 391 nucleotides long. RefSeq names its product mediator of RNA polymerase II transcription subunit 9 (gene MED9). Bases 59 to 391 code for a protein of 110 amino acids. Gene Ontology annotation, cellular component: mediator complex. Gene Ontology annotation, molecular function: transcription coregulator activity. The transcript has 4 exons. The record is from RefSeq and is a predicted model, not a curated record. Gene Ontology annotation, biological process: regulation of transcription by RNA polymerase II. Lineage: Eukaryota; Metazoa; Arthropoda; Insecta; Diptera; Culicidae.
GGUACAUUGGCAUGGCUGUCACUCAGCAAGUCAAAACACACAGUGACCAAACAAAGCGAUGGAUGUCGUAGAAACAAAACCGCAAAUCACCAGCAUUUCAGAACCCAAAAUUCAGCCAGUAGAAAUCGAGAUUCUUCCUGUUGUGUACGACAUCAUCCGAAGUGUCGAAAAGGAUCCAAUAGAUAACACAGCGAAACAAAAGGAAAGUGCCGAGUGCAGUCAGAAGGUCCUUGAACUUCAGCGGACGCUCGAGAACGCCCGAUCAACCAUCCGGAAGCUGCAAGGUAUCGAGUACAGCAAAGAGGAGCAACUUCGACGGCUCGAAAGUCUUCGGAAGCAAUUAGCACUGAAGCAGCAACUGAUCAAGAAGUAUAAAAACGUCCAGUUCUAG